This is a messenger RNA of Drosophila arizonae, 1380 nucleotides long. RefSeq lists its product as uncharacterized. The record is from RefSeq and is a predicted model, not a curated record. Lineage: Eukaryota; Metazoa; Arthropoda; Insecta; Diptera; Drosophilidae.
AUGCAAAACUAUGCAAAUCUUUGGACGAUUUUAUUGUUAUUCACCUUUAAUAUUCAACGCUUUGGAACCUUCGAUACGAAUGGCAAAUCACAGGCGUCUCUGACCUUGUUCAAGGAUUUGGAAGGAGAAUGCAAUACAUAUUGCUUGAAUAUUGUAAAGCCCAUAUUGCAGCAAACAAAGCAACAUCACUUCACGGAAUUACAGGACAAAAUCAAGGAGCUGGAUAGGAUGGUCAAGAUGACAGAGCAACAGGUAAAUACGGUCAAAAUAAAACUGGGAGUUUGUGAGAAUUCUACGGUCAUCAAAGAGCAUCUAUGGCGAGAUCAAAUGAACCGAAAGACCUCACAGCUAAAUGAGCUGCAAAAGAAAGCCGAAGCGAAUCAGGAGAGUCUCAAGAAUUCGGAGACACAAUUGACCAGUCUGCAGAACCGUAUUGGUAUCUGUGAGGAAACAGUUCGGAAUAAAGAAGUACAAUUCACGCAGCUCAGGGAAUUGAACGUGUCCUGUAAUAACAGCAGCCGAAUUAAGGAUGAUCUAAUUGAGACGAACAAGGCCUUGAUCAAUCGACAUAAUGCCGCCUCAGAGGGUGAAUUGAUUAAACUGGAAUUAAAGGAUCGUCGCAUAGCUGAACUGGAGGCCAAUGUGAAAGUCAACGAAAAAAUUGUCGCCGAACAGCGAAACCAAAUUACCAAAGACGAUCUAAAGAUAAAACAAUUGAUUCACAAGCUAUUUAUAUACGAUAAACAAGUCAAGACUUGUCAUGCGACGAGCUGUCUGGGCAAAUCUACAGAUAUACAUGUGAAUAUAGUGCCCGGAGCUGAGCCCUUCCCUGUAUUCUGUGACUCGCAUCUGGUCGGCUCCGGCUGGACUGUGCUAUUACGUCGUCGCGAUGGUUCGGUCAGCUUCUUUCGCAAUUGGAAUGAUUAUAGAAUUGGUUUUGGUGAUUUAAGAGGUGAAUUUUUCAUGGGCUUGCAGAAGAUACAUUUGAUAACCUCAUCACGACGCCAUGAGCUCUUGAUAUAUCUUCAAGACUUUGAUAAUCAAAUUCGUUAUGCCUACUACGAUAAUUUCAAAAUAGGCAACGAAUCCGAAGAUUUUGGCUUGCAUGUUCUGGGCCAAUACAAUGGGUCGGCAGGUGAUGCGCUCUCAGCGCAAAAAUAUAUGAAAUUCUCCACACCAGAUCGCGACAACGACCAAGCGGAAAAUAAUUGUGCACAGGAUUUUGAAUCGGGCUGGUGGUUUCGUAAAUGUUAUUAUUGUAAUUUAAAUGGAGUAUAUUUCAGUUCCAAAAGAACAAAUCAAUAUGGCAUUAAUUGGUUUGCUUGGCACAAAAAUUCAUUGCGAUUCGUUCAGAUGAUGAUAAGACCCAAACGGCGUUAA